Lepus europaeus (European hare) is the source of this 6954-nucleotide messenger RNA. It is a transcript of the gene ASTN1, whose product is annotated as astrotactin 1. Gene Ontology annotation, biological process: neuron migration; neuron cell-cell adhesion. The record is from RefSeq and is a predicted model, not a curated record. Gene Ontology annotation, molecular function: protein binding. The transcript is spliced from 23 exons. Lineage: Eukaryota; Metazoa; Chordata; Mammalia; Lagomorpha; Leporidae. The coding region runs from base 1 to 3909 and encodes 1302 amino acids.
AUGGCUUUAACCCGGCUCUGCGCCCUGCUCGCCUGCUGCUGGGGGCCGGCGGCCGUGCUGGCCACGGCCGCGGGCGACGUGGACGCAUCCAAGGAGCUGGAGUGCAAGCUCAAGAGCAUCACGGUGUCGGCGCUGCCCUUCCUCCGCGAGAACGACCUGAGCAUCAUGCACAGCCCCUCGGCCUCGGAGCCCAAGCUCCUCUUCUCGGUGCGCAACGACUUCCCGGGGGAAAUGGUCGUGGUGGACGACCUGGAGAACACGGAGCUGCCUUACUUCGUGCUGGAGAUCUCGGGGAACACGGAGGACAUCCCUUUGGUGCGCUGGAGGCAGCAGUGGCUGGAGAAUGGUACUCUGCUCUUCCACAUCCAUCACCAGGACGGUGCCCCGAGCCUCCCUGGACAAGAUCCCACUGAGGAGCCCCAGCACGAGUCUGCAGAAGAGGAGCUGAGGAUUCUGCACAUCUCCGUCAUGGGUGGCAUGAUCGCUCUGCUGCUGUCCAUCUUGUGCCUGGUGAUGAUCCUGUACACGCGCCGGCGCUGGUGCAAACGCCGCCGGGUGCCUCAGCCGCAGAAGAGCGCCAGUGCUGAAGCAGCCAACGAGAUCCACUACAUUCCGUCGGUGCUGAUCGGCGGGCACGGGCGGGAGAGCCUACGCAACGCCCGCGUGCAGGGCCACAACUCCAGUGGCACCCUGAGCAUCCGGGAGACGCCCAUCCUGGACGGCUACGAGUACGACAUCACUGACCUGCGGCACCACCUGCAGCGGGAGUGCAUGAACGGCGGCGAGGACUUCGCCAGCCAGGUCACCCGCACCCUGGACUCCCUGCAGGGCUGCAACGAGAAGGCAGGCAUGGACCUCACACCAGGCAGUGACAACGCCAAGCUGUCUCUCAUGAACAAGUAUAAAGACAACAUCAUUGCCACCAGCCCCGUGGACUCCAAUCACCAGCAGGCCACCCUGCUCUCCCACACCUCCAGUAGCCAGAGAAAGCGGAUCAACAACAAAGCACGAGCGGGCUCUGCCUUCCUGAACCCUGAAGGGGACUCCAGCACAGAGGCCGAGAACGACCCUCAGUUGACGUUUUACACGGAUCCCUCUCGGAGUCGGAGGCGCAGUCGAGUGGGUUCUCCCCGAAGCCCUGUGAAUAAGACCACCUUGACCCUGAUCAGCGUCACCAGCUGUGUGAUCGGCCUCGUGUGCUCCUCUCACGUCAGCUGCCCUCUCGUUGUCAAAAUCACCCUGCAUGUCCCCGAGCACCUGAUCGCCGAUGGAAGCCGCUUCAUCUUGCUGGAGGGGAGCCAGUUGGAUGCCAGUGACUGGUUGAACCCUGCCCAAGUGGUUCUCUUCUCUCAGCAGAACUCCAGCGGGCCCUGGGCCAUGGACCUCUGUGCCCGGCGGCUCCUGGAUCCCUGUGAACACCAAUGUGACCCCGAAACUGGUAGGCGGGAGCACCGGGCAGCGGGGGAGUGCCUCUGCUAUGAAGGUUACAUGAAGGACCCAGUGCACAAGCACCUCUGCAUUCGGAACGAAUGGGGGACAAACCAGGGGCCUUGGCCUUACACAAUAUUUCAGCGAGGUUUUGACCUGGUUUUGGGAGAGCAGCCCUCUGAUAAAAUAUUCAGGUUCACCUACACCCUGGGAGAGGGCAUGUGGCUGCCGCUCAGCAAGAGCUUUGUGAUUCCUCCAGCUGAACUGGCCAUCAACCCCUCCGCCAAGUGCAAGACAGAUAUGACCGUGAUGGAGGACGCUGUGGAGGUCAGAGAAGAGCUGAUGACGUCCUCGUCCUUCGACAGCCUGGAGGUUCUCUUAGAUUCCUUUGGGCCGGUGCGUGACUGCAGCAAAGAUAACGGGGGCUGCAGUAAGAAUUUCCGCUGCAUUUCAGAUCGGAAGUUGGACUCCACCGGCUGUGUGUGCCCCGCCGGACUCAGCCCCAUGAAAGACAGCUCCGGCUGCUACGACCGCCACAUCGGGGUGGACUGCUCGGACGGCUUCAACGGCGGCUGCGAGCAGCUGUGUCUCCAGCAGAUGGCGCCUUUCCCAGACGACCCCACCCUGUACAACAUCCUCAUGUUCUGCGGGUGCAUCGAGGACUACAAGCUUGGCGUGGAUGGACGCUCUUGCCAGCUCAUCACGGAGACCUGCCCAGAGGGAGGUGACUGUGGGGAGAGCAGGGAGCUUCCCAUGAACCAGACUCUCUUUGGGGAGAUGUUCUUUGGUUACAACAAUCAUUCCAAGGAGGUGGCCGCUGGGCAGGUGCUGAAAGGAACGUUCAGGCAAAACAACUUUGUUCGUGGAUUAGACCAGCAAUUGCCAGAUGGACUUGUGGUGGCCACUGUCCCCCUGGAGAAUCAGUGCCUAGAAGAAAUCUCGGAGCCCACUCCCGAUCCUGACUUCCUGACUGGGAUGGUGAACUUCAGUGAAGUGUCUGGGUACCCCGUGCUGCAGCAUUGGAAGGUCCGGUCUGUGAUGUACCACAUCAAACUCAACCAAGUGGUCGUCUCUCAGGCCCUCGGCAAUGCUCUCCAUUCCCUGGAUGGGGCUACAUCUCGUGCAGAUUUUGUGGCUUUGUUGGACCAGUUUGGCAAUCACUACAUCCAGGAAGCUAUCUACGGCUUCGAGGAGUCCUGUUCUAUCUGGUAUCCAAACAAGCAGGUGCAGCGGCGACUCUGGCUGGAAUAUGAAGACAUCAGUAAAGGCAACUCCCCAUCAGAUGAGUCGGAGGAGCGGGAAAGAGACCCCAAGGUGCUGACGUUCCCAGAAUACAUCGCAAGCUUGUCUGACUCCGGAGCGAAGCGCGUGGCGGCCGGAGUACGGAUGGAGUGCCAGAGCAAGGGACGCUGCCCCUCGUCCUGCCCCCUGUGCCACGUGACAUCCAGCCCUGACACCCCCGCCGAGCCGGUUCUCCUGGAAGUGACCAGGGCUGCCCCCAUCUAUGAACUGGUGACCAACAACCAGACCCAGAGGCUCCUGAAAGAGGCCACCAUGAGCUCUCUCUGGUGCUCAGGGACUGGAGAUGUCAUCGAGGAUUGGUGUCGAUGUGACUCCACUGCCUUUGGAGCUGAUGGACUCCCUACCUGUGCGCCUCUCCCCCAGCCUGUGCUGAGACUCUCCAUGGUUCACGAGCCCAGCAGCACCCUCGUGGUCCUGGAGUGGGGACACUCAGAGCCGCCCAUUGGGGUGCAGGUUGUUGAUUACCUCAUCCGUCAAGAGAAAGUCACUGACAGGAUGGACCACUCCAAAGUGGAGACAGAAACGGUGCUGAGCUUUGUGGACGACAUCAUCUCUGGGGCAAAGUCUCCGUGUGCUAUGCCGUCGCAGGUUCCAGACAAGCAGCUCAGCACCAUCUCUCUCAUCAUACGGUGCCUGGAACCUGACACCAUUUACAUGUUCACGCUGUGGGGAGUGGACAACACAGGACGGCGCUCCAGGCCCAGUGAUGUGAUUGUGAAGACCCCUUGCCCUGUGGUGGACGAUGUCAAGGCUCAAGAAAUAGCCGACAAGAUCUACAACCUCUUCAAUGGCUACACCAGUGGGAAGGAGCAGCAGACAGCCUACAACACUCUUCUGGACCUGGGAUCCCCCACCUUACAUCGAGUCCUCUACCACUACAACCAGCACUACGAGAGUUUUGGUGAAUUCACCUGGCGGUGUGAGGAUGAACUAGGACCCAGGAAAGCCGGACUCAUCCUUUCCCAGCUUGGUGAGCUCAGCAGCUGGUGCAACGGACUCCUUCAGGAACCCAGGAUAAGCCUGCGCCGCAGCUCCCUCAAGUACCUGGGCUGCCGCUACAGCGAGAUCAAGCCCUACGGACUUGACUGGUCCGAGCUCAGCCGGGACCUCAGGAAGACGUGCGAGGAGCAGACCCUCAGCAUCCCAUACAAUGACUAUGGGGACAGCAAAGACAUCUAGCACCGUGCAGCCAGGGAGUGGCUGCCAGAAUGAAGCCAGAGAGCGGGGACGGAGGCAGCUGGCUUGGAUUGUGGAUUUUUAAUAUUUUUAAUGGAACGUUAGCACCUCCAUAAGCAACACCCAAAGCAAGGGAGACUGGCCCCUCGCGAUUUCUUCAGUUUGCUGUUCUCCAUCUGCAUGAACGACACCUGCCAGCCAGUGCCUCCAGCAGUGCUUUUUCUUUAGAAGUUGAGUUUGAGGCUUGUUUUGCCAGUCAUUUGUUUUCCUCAUUUGUCUUUCUCCAAGAGGGUCAUCAAAAUGCUCAAGAAGUUCUGUCUUGCUUCCCAUGGAAGGUCUACAAGGUUGAGGCAUCUGUGCCUCAAUUUCUGAGUCCACUGCAGUUGGGGGACACAGGUGAGGCCAGAAAGCUGUUAGCUCUGCCUUCAGGCAUUCCUUAGGAAGCACCUUACUCUGGGAGCCCACAUCCUGCUCACAAAGUUAGCAAGAAAAUGAGGGAAGGUGGUGCCUGUCUAUGCUUCCUGUCUCUUCUCCCAGGCCUUCCCAUUGCUAUCUCCAUCCCUCAGAGGUGAACCCAGCUUCUGUGAUAGGCCCCCGGGAGCCUCUUGGGUGUUUUAAGCCAGGACUGGGAUUCAGUCUUCCUCUGACAGAUCUCUAUCAUCUCCUUGGAACAACACCCCUUGGAGAGGCAAGGAGACGCCACUGCAAAAUCUUCUGGAACAAGGUGUUUUUCAGAGACAACAAAAUGCUCUUGGCAAGUGCACCUUCAGAGAAGUCUACCUGGGCGACUCAGACAUCCACAUUCUAGAAAAGAAGUGGAGUUUAUUGUUUUACAAAGCUCCCGUGCCUCCUUUGGAUGAACUUCUUUGGAGCCGUAAGUCUUAGCGUCCGGAUUCUCUUCACUCCCUGAACCUCAUACCUUGGACAGAUAAGGCUUGAUUGACAUGUGACCUGGUCCAGGAGGGGUCCAAACUUUCUUGUCAGUGUUUUAGUGAAUUACCACUAUUGUUGAUGACACACAUGGAACCACUGUCCCUUCCGCUCUUAUUAUAUUUGCUUAACCAUGUUCACCAGUUCUGCAAAUUAUUUCUCUGAUGGACAUCAGCAGGACGGAGGUCACUGCCCAUUGAGUUGCUGGGUGUAGGCAAGUGCCACUGACCACAGUCAAGGGCUGAUAGGGCAUCUCCACCCUACUGCCCUGGUGUUGAUGUGGGCAGCAGCAGAAGCCUGGGUAACAGGAAGCUCAGUCGUUCCCAAACAGCCACUCAAGGCCAUUUGGACCACAGUGGCUUUUGUCGUCCACACCCGUGAGGCCCAAACACGUAGAUCAACCACCUUGCCUUGUGCUGAGGUGGGCACAUGAGGAAGAUCUAGAAGGAGAGGCAGGAUCUGUAAGGCCAGUGUGAACUAUGCUGAACUUAGGAAUAGUGGCAGGUAGGGUUGAUGGGGUGUUUAUUGUGUGCCGAGACAUUGCAGUAGUCACUUCACACAUCAGUGAGUCCCACAACAAACCCUUGCAGAAAAUGCUAUUCUUACUCAUUUCAGCCACGAGGAACUGAGGAGACAGAGGUAACGUCUCUGGCCUCAGUUUUCCCCAGCACUGUACACCCCAGCCGUGAUUUGAGUUCAGGCUGUUGGACUUCGGAGCACAAGAUCUUAACCACCCUGCAAUCCUCAAUACCGCUCUCAGGGUCUGCAGCGUGCGGCUGUCUGAGUGCUAAGCUCCGCAGCGACCUGCCCAGGGAGCUUUGCCUUUCCCUAGCAUACAAGGCAUGGGUGUGCCCGCUGUAUGCCCACUGUGCAGUGGCGGGGAGGAGCCAAAGUGCACCCUUACCCACGCAGCCUCCCCACUGGUGACAGGAAUGAAGCCUGUGGUAGGACUGAAGGCACCGGUUCAGCUCACCCCCUUCCCUGCUUGUUUCCAGAGAAACAUUCAGAUCUUUAUUUCAUGCUCUCUACAGAGAUGUGCCUGCCACAGAGACUCCCCUCCUUCCAGAGCAAAAUGCUGGCAGAAGACUGGGCUGUCUCAGUGCAGGACCCUCAGUCAAGGGGCACGUGAGUGUUCCACCGAUGCCGGAGAGGAAGCUGUCACAGGCCGAUGGGGCAGGGCCUACAUCUUGCUGCCACUGUUGCCCCCUCUCAUUCCUGUCGUUGUGGGAUGGUGGGGAGGCUGCCAAUGCUUUCCUGCCCCAGUGUGGUGAGCUGGGAGCUGACGGGCAAGGGGGAGGGAAGGAUGCACUGGGGUCAUGCCCUGACCCCUUCCCUCUAUUUUAGAUGCCCUGUCUUCCUCUCUCCUGGCUGUUCUCCACCCUCCUGAGGCUCACGCAUGCAUCCCCAUUCCUGUCCUUUGCUUUGCCUCUCUGUGACCCUCCUCUACUCCCUGCUGCCCCGCAGUUCUCUUUCUGAUUUUGUUACCCUUCAUGUCCCCUCACUCUGUGUGUGUGUGUGUAGGGCAUGUACACAUGUACACGUGCACAUCCAAACAUACACAUACCCCCCCAGCCACACAUACCCCCUCCUGUGGCUGUGUCUGACUGACUUUCAAGUUAUAGAGCUCAAUAUGAAUUAUCUAAUGAGGGUAAUCUUAGGGUGGUGUUACAGUUAAGGGGAGGAUUUCUGUCCCGGGAAGGCACCGUCAAUCACAUCCUGCUGACACUGCCCAAAGCUGGCUGGGAAGAACCCAUCCUGGCUAGGAAAGAGGAUGCUACGGGACCAGUAUUAAACCUCAGAUUUUCAAGCUGCCAAACCAGGUCUUCAGGGAGGGCCCGCAUCCACCCCCACUCUCCCAGCUCUGGCGGCCCCUUGAGACCUCUGGUGUUUCCUCUUGAAUGUCCACGAACCUCUGUGUUAGCAUUAGACCUUUAACCGCGUGUGCACCACUUUCCCUGGAGUGUGGUCCAUUCAUUGUUUUUAGUUAACCUCACUUCCUGAUACUCAGAUGUUCUAUUAAAAAACCGAGUGCGAAGUAAACACCCACCUUAUUACCGUAGAAGGAAGAAAGAAUAUAAUGUGGCCAUCUUCAGGUAUAACAGUGUUGUUUAAGAGAGA